AUGUGGGGAGCCUCAAUCUUGCCGCUCACAUUGGCUUUGCCGUGUGUUAGUGCUAUUACGCUGCACAGACGUGACGAUCCGGCUGUUCUCGGAUUGCCGAUUGCUCGUAGUGAAGCGACUCGUGCGCUGCAAAAGCGCAGUUCUGAUAUCGUUAGCACAUCGCUAUACAAUAAUCUUAAUACGUAUUAUUUGGUGAAUCUCACCAUCGGCACUCCUGGUCAGAAUGUCUCGGUCGCUAUCGACACCGGUAGCAGUGAUCUCUGGGUCAAUGUUCCUAAUUCAACAUACUGCUCUGGAGAUGAUGAUCUCUGUGCAUCGGGCGGUACUUUCGAUAUCAAGAAAUCCUCCACUUUCAAAUUGCUGGACUAUGAUAUGAACGCUACAUAUGUCAGUGGUUUCUUGGCUGCUGGUCCUUACGUGACCGACACAUUGGAGAUUGGAGGAGUUACCGUGAAGGACUUCGAGUUUGCAGUGGCCGAACAGAGUUACAAUGAUGUUGGCAUUGUUGGAAUCGGAUACUCGGCAUCUACUGAUGCUGCUGCGGCCCUGGGAGAGGACUACGACAAUCUCCCGGUGGCACUAGCAAAGAGCGGUGCUAUCAAGUCAGCCGCCUAUAGCUUGUGGUUGAAUAAAUUCGAUGGCACGGGCAACAUUCUCUUUGGAGGUGUCAACAAAGCGAAAUACCAAGGCGAGCUGCAGACCUUGCCUGUCGUACCGAAUGAGGGCAAGUAUACUUCUCUGACCGUUGCGUUGACCGAGCUUUCUCUGAAAAACUCCUCCGAGACGAAGAGUUACACCACCGGUCUGCCAUUGGCUGUUACUCUGGACAGCGGAACCAGCCUUACCAUGCUGCCCAAGGCCCUGGUGGAUCCCAUUUACAAGAUAGUCGGCGCCACUUAUGAUUCGAAAUACGGCGCCGGCUCUAUCUCUUGCGAUAUGCACUCGGCCGACUACAACCUUACCUUUAGUUUCUCGGGUGCCACAGUCUCAGUCCCAAUGAGCGAACUUGUUUACUUGAACUAUGCCGAGCCUGAUUUCGCCAAGGGCGACUGUAUCUUCGGACUUGUCUACAGUGAGCCCGGAGAGAAUCUGCUGGGUGAUUCGUUCUUGCGUAGCGCCUAUGUGGUCUAUGACCUUGACAACAAUGAGAUCUCAAUUGCUCAAACGAACUAUGAUGGUGGCGACGAUGAUAUUGUUGAGAUUGGUACCGGAACUGCUGCUGUGCCGGGUGCUACUGCGGUGGCUUCUGCUGUCAGCUCGGCGACGGGUAAUGGAGCUGUUCAGACUACGGCCGUUUACUCUUCUGGAGCUGAGACUAAGACUGUUCCGGCAUCUGCUACUGGUUAUGAGACUGGAUCUGCGACUGGAUCGGCCACUGGGUCCGCUGAGAGUGGUGGUGCUACUAGCACUAGCUCUUCGGCUUUGGGAGCUUUGGCCACUAGCAUGCCAAACAAUUUACUGUCUGGUGUUUUGGGCGCUGGCUUGCUGCUGGCUCUGUAG
Penicillium angulare is the source of this 1500-nucleotide messenger RNA. Its product is annotated as pepsin-like aspartic protease. The record is from RefSeq and is a predicted model, not a curated record. The transcript has 3 exons. Gene Ontology annotation, biological process: proteolysis. The coding region runs from base 1 to 1500 and encodes 499 amino acids. Gene Ontology annotation, molecular function: aspartic-type endopeptidase activity. NCBI's taxonomy places the organism in Eukaryota, Fungi, Ascomycota, Eurotiomycetes, Eurotiales, Aspergillaceae.